Molecule: messenger RNA, 4468 nt
Organism: Spea bombifrons (plains spadefoot toad)
Lineage: Eukaryota; Metazoa; Chordata; Amphibia; Anura; Pelobatidae
Gene: ADAM10
Product: ADAM metallopeptidase domain 10
Exons: 16
Coding region: 121-2367 (748 amino acids)
Biological process (GO): Notch signaling pathway; membrane protein ectodomain proteolysis
Cellular component (GO): plasma membrane; synaptic membrane
Molecular function (GO): metalloendopeptidase activity involved in amyloid precursor protein catabolic process
Source: RefSeq, a predicted model, not a curated record
AUCUGGUUGGGACACCGGGUGCUUCCGCUUUCCCCUGAAGCCCGAGGGGGAAGAUAUCGCUUGUAAGUCGCUUUUUACCCGCCCGCUGGGUCAAUGUGUUUUUGCUGACCCUCCCCAGCCAUGGGAAUCCUGCGGUUCGUUUUCCUGCUUUCUUGGGCGACCAGUUCAGGAGGUCAAUAUGGGAAUCCAUUGAAUAAAUACAUUAAGCAUUAUGAAGGACUGUCUUAUGAUACAGACUCCUUACACCAAAAACACCAACGUGCCAAAAGAGCAUUAUCCCAUGAGGACCAGUUUGUGCGUCUGGACUUCCAUGCCCAUGGCAGGCACUUCAACCUUCGCAUGAAAAGGGACACAUCUCUAUUUGCUCCUGAUUUUAAACUGGAAGUUGGAGGAGAAGUAGUCGAUCAUGAUACCUCUUAUAUAUACACUGGAGAUUUAUUUGGUGAACAAGGGACAAAGAGUCAUGGGUCUCUUUAUGGUGGUAGAUUUGAAGGAGUCAUCGUCACCCCUCAAGGAAAAUUUUACGUAGAGCCAUCAGAGAGAUACUUCAAGGACCAAGCUGUCCAAUUUCAUUCUGUCAUUUAUCAUGAGGAUGAUAUAAAGUAUCCUCAUAAAUAUGGACCCCAAGGAGGCUGUGCAGACCAUUCAGUGUUUGAAAGGAUGAAGAAGUAUCAGAUGUCUGCUCAAAGUGAGCCAGAACAGACGCAUUUACACGAACAUGAGGACAGUCAACCGGUUAUUCUAAGGAAAAAGCGAGCUGCUCAGGCAGAGAAGAAUACCUGCCAGCUUUAUAUCCAGACUGAUCACCUCUUCUAUAGACGAUACGGAGAAACGAGAGAGGCUGUUAUAGCCCAGAUCUCCAGCCAUGUAAAAGCAAUCGACACAAUUUAUCAAUCGACAGACUUCAUGGGGAUACGCAACAUCAGCUUCAUGGUGAAACGCAUUCGGAUCAACACAACAGCCGAUGAAAGAGAUCCUUCAAAUCCCUUCCGGUUUCCCAACAUCGGAGUUGAAAAGUUCCUGGAACUGAACUCUGAGCAGAAUCACGAUGAUUAUUGCUUGGCGUAUGUCUUUACAGACAGAGAUUUUGAUGAUGGUGUCCUUGGGCUGGCAUGGGUUGGUGCACCUUCUGGUAGCUCUGGUGGUAUAUGUGAAAAAAGCAAGCUGUAUUCUGAUGGCAAAAAGAAGUCCCUAAACACAGGAAUUAUCACUGUUCAGAACUAUGGUUCACAUGUCCCUCCCAAGGUUUCACAUAUCACUUUUGCACACGAAGUUGGACAUAACUUUGGUUCUCCGCAUGAUUCUGGCUCUGAAUGUACACCGGGAGAGUCCAAGAAUAUUGGGUUUAAGGAGAAUGGCAAUUAUAUCAUGUAUGCCAGAGCAACAUCUGGAGACAAACUUAACAACAACAAAUUCUCCAUCUGCAGUGUUCGCAAUAUCAGCCAAGUCUUGGAGAAGAAGCGCAAUUUGUGUUUCGUGGAGUCCGGCCAGCCCAUCUGUGGUAAUGGACUGGUAGAGCAAGGAGAGGAGUGUGAUUGUGGCUACAGUGACCAGUGUAAGGAUAUAUGUUGUUAUGAUGCAAACCAGUCAGAAGAUAAGAAGUGCAAGUUAAAGCCUGGAAAACGCUGCAGCCCCAGCCAGGGUCCUUGUUGCACACCCCAGUGCACCUACAAACAGACAAAUGAGAAGUGUCGUGAGCCUUCAGACUGUGCCGAGAUGGGAACUUGCAACGGGUUCUCUGCUCUAUGUCCAGCUUCUAAACCCAGGCAGAACCUGACGGCGUGUAACAGAGAGACUCAAGUCUGCAUCAAGGGGCAAUGUGCAGGGUCCAUCUGUGAAAAGCAUGAGCUGGAGGAAUGUACAUGCGCCAGUACGGAUGGAAAAGAUGAUAAAGAACUGUGUCACGUGUGCUGCAUGGAGAAAAUGAAGCCGCACACCUGUGCCAGCACUGGUUCAGAAGUGUGGAGAUCUUACUUCAAUGGCAAAACUAUCACUCUGCAGCCUGGAUCACCUUGCAAUGAGUUUAAAGGAUAUUGCGAUGUGUUCAUGAGGUGUCGACUGGUUGAUGCCGAUGGUCCUCUUGCCAGAUUGAAAAAGGCCAUUUUUAACCCUCAAUUGUAUGAAAAUAUUGCCGAAUGGAUUGUGGUGCACUGGUGGGCUGUGCUACUUAUGGGAAUUGCAUUGAUAAUGUUGAUGGCUGGAUUCAUAAAGAUAUGCAGUGUCCACACACCAAGCAGCAAUCCAAAGUUGCCGCCGCACAAACCCCUUCCAGGCACAUUGAAGAGAAGGAGACCACCCCAGACAACUCAACAACCUCCACGCCAGAGACCCAGAGAGAGUUACCAGAUGGGACACAUGAGACGUUAACUGGAGAUUUGGUGUUUUUGCCUUUGGUUCUUCCUAGUGCCUACCAUGGGAAAGAUUAACUCCAAAGAAAAACCUACCAACAGUCAUUGUCCCCCUUGUUAGCAACCAAGGAUUAGAUCUAGACACCAGGAGAAAGGCAAGAUUCAUACAUAGAAGAAGAGCUGUACAAGAAAAUAACCUCUUCUUUCUUUUCUUUUUUUCUUCUUCUCUCCUUUAAUCCGUUACAACUUGUCUAACGGCACAAAGUAUAACAACAUUUAUAAAUUUUUUAUCUGCCCCACUUCCACCAUUCCUCCUGCUUAUUGUUUGCUUCCAGCGAGACCCUUACCCCAUUAUUAAAAACUAUUUCUACUGCUGCCUAUUAAGACUAAGGAGAGGUAUACCACAUCCUCAUUGGAGAUUUUCGCUUGCCAAUGUAUAUACCUGAUUACAUAAAAUUGUAAUGUACAAAUACAUCUGUGUGCAAUUGUAAAAAGAAAUUGCAAUAUGGAUAUAAUAAGUUGUAUUGUAAUUUUUUUUUUCUUUCCGCUGUUAAUGAAGACAUUACUGUUUAACCCUUUGAUGCCUACCAGAUGUGUAACAUAUUUGGUAGCAAUAUGUUACACAUCCCUGCGUCAGACAAAGGGUUAAGUGUCAUACUCAGGAUAACAGAGGAUUUGGUGUAAAAAACUUACUGAAUAUAUAAAUAUAUAUGUAUAGAUUUUUUUUCCUGGAUGCUGUUACUAGGCAAAUCCAUAUGCAUUUUUCAUUGCUCACAUUGUCUCAUUUUAUUCAUUUUCUCUUUUUCUUUAUUUCCUUCCAGUGAGCCACUGUUUUUCAUAACACCAGAGACAAAAUGCUCUAUUGGUUUCCUAAACGUAACAAAUGGUCUUGUAUUGGGGUUGAGCAUAAUAUAUAUCUUAGGAAAGCUACACUGUUGGGUAAUGGCCUUGGCAUGUUGUUGCGGCAUAAAUAACCACUAACAUGUAUCUCAGACAUGAACAUAAACGUUUUUUGCAGACAUACGUUUCAUUACUGCUCAUACCUAAUUAUUGUGACUCUGCCUUUUCAUGAUUGGGGUAUUGCCAUGCACAGUAUGGAACAAAUAUGUUAGUAUGUAAUGUAUUCAUGCAUCUGGUACUAUGCAUGUAAAUUAUAUGGGCAUUACCAAUAAGCCACCUUGUUUAAUUUCAUUGUGAUCCUUGAUACAUUAUUGGACCUGGUAAAGGCACCAAAGUGUCUAAGUAGGCAUGGUUUUAAUUGCAUAAAUUUUAUUUUUUAUUUUUUUUGCUUUGUUUGGUACUCUCGCUACCAGAGAUCUUUUUUUCUUUAUCCUUCUUGGUAACAAGAGGUUAAUUUCUAAAGCAACAGUUUACAUGUUCAUUCUCAUAACAAAAUGCCAGCAUAGUAAAAAAAAAAAAAAUUGAAAAAAAGCUUAAAACUAAAAAAAAAAAACACACAAUAACUUCCUUGUAAAAUUGUACAGUGUGUGUGUGGUGAUUUUUUUUUUCAAACACAUUUUUUGUACAACACUUUAGAAACAAAAUUUUGUACAUGGAUUCCCCCAUCUAGUAGUUGAAAAACUAUAAAUAAUUCUGAUUCAACCUUAAAAAAAAAAAAUAAUAAAAAAAAGUUAGAUUAGUGUAGUUUUCAAAUAAAUUGAUUGCAUCUGUUAUCAGAUUGAGAAAAGAGGAUAAGAGGGUUUUGAUUUUGGAUAUGAUGGGUUUAUUUGUAAGUUUGUUAGCGUGGUAGACCUUUAAAUUGUGUAAACUUUUUUUUCUUUCUGUUAUAUCUUUCUGUGGUAAGGUUUGGGGAAGACAAUGCUGUUUUUUUUUUGUUUUUAACUGUAAUGUUUGAACAGAUAAUGCACUGAACCACUCCACAGCAAGUCCAGAUGUGGUAAGCAAAGCAGGAGACGCUAGAAGAGUUCAAUCUAAUACUACUGUCAAUUUAAUGUCCACUGUGUUUUAUACAGUAUUUUUUUUUUUUGUUCACUUUGGAAAUUUUUACUAAAAAGUUGCAAAAAAUUUUUAAAAAGUAUUGUGCGAAGAUAUGUACAUUUUUUUUCCUUUUCUGAAACUUGAUGAAAUGAAUUAAUAAAUAGAAAUGAUGAAAAUCUCAA